AUGUGGAAAAUGAGCAUGGCUGAUGGAUCCGUCGUUUCGGGAAACGGUGAAGUGGAUAGCCGCUCUGCGACGGAUGAGGAGAGUGGCUCAUCUGGCCAUAGUUUGGAAUCAAAAAUGAAAAGGAUGAUCAAAGAGUCUGAACGUCGAAUGCAGGCAAAGAUCGACAAGCUGGAAAGUCGUGUUAUGGCGGAACCAGAAAUUAUGAAGCGCUUCAACAUGAAAGAUCCAGCUGCGAAUUAUGACGAGGCCGGUCAGUGGCAAUCUAUUGGCCUGGGACCGGCUGCUAUUGACCAGCCAUCUGAACAUGAAAUGGACAAGCGAUCCUUCAAGUUUGAAGAAGAUGUCUAUGCCAUAUUGGUCACCUCGAAGUGGAACUCGAGCCCAUUCUAUUUCUCCCUCGUUGUGAUUUUUGCUUUUCAAACUAGUUUAAGCAUUUUAUUGUUGGCCGAUCAGAUUGAUUGGACUGGCGAGAAUCCCAUGAUGCUUCCGGCCAAUGUCAAACUGACGGUCCGUCUAUCACAAGCCUUGGCCAUUUUUAUAGCCCUUUUCAGCCAGGCCGAUCUUUUGCAAGGAAUUGAAACCCUGUUCAAUGGAGUACCUUCGCAUUUCAAAGGACCUGAUGAUCGAUUUGCAAAGAUCACCACCACACAGUGGAAUGCUACUUGUAUCAUUCGUAUUAUUCAGGGAUCGCUGAACUUGUUUGCCGCUUUUGUGUUGUUGAUUCAAUCAGAAACAGUCUUUGAUGUGCUUCUCAAUUUCCUAGGAGUUGCAUUUGUCUCUGAUUUGGAUGAUAUGGCGUUUGGGCUGUCCGCAACUGGAUAUUUUGGAGGGAAGGUCAAACAGUAUGCCCUCACUCAACGAGCGACAGACUUUUAUCAAGAAGGACGCCGCGAGGGAAUGGUACAAAUUGUGAUUUGUCAAAAGAAAAUUCUUCACAUUUUCACUUCUCUCUUCAUUUUGGUGGUCAUGUUCUUCUUUUACUUUUAUUUUAUGGGUCAACAAGUAGCUGGUGUGUAUUCUGUGCAGGACUUGCAAGUUGAAUUCGGCGAUGAAGUAGUACCAUUCAUGGGACUUUUCAACGGAUGCUACCAGGUUCAUCGUUCAAGUUUCGGGAACGACCGGCUCAUUUAUCGCCAGAUGGGCUUUGAGGACCAAGGCGGAAAGUUUGGUUAUUGCGAUGAUGUUGACGACGGAGAAGGGGGCUGGACGUUUUAUAUUGGAGAUCUAAGGGACCCCUGUGAUGAUUGGUUGAUCAGAAGUUUGGUAACCGAGACCUUUGAUGUUCUGGAAGCAACAGCAUCGAAAUGGUAUACGGCUGAUGGACUCCCAAUGGAUUAUCUUGAAGCUAAUGAGGUUGAAAAUGCAUCAUCUGAGUGCGGCAGGAUCAUGUUUGAGGCCACUCGGGAUUCCUGUGAGACGGUGAGUCUCGCUGAUAGUGAGAAUGCAGACGAUUCCACUUUCUUUGGCAGUCUGAAUGUUCGUGAGAGUUUCGCAUCCCGAGAAAGCAUCCCCCAUGCUCUAUCACAUCCAGUCUACUAUGAUCUCACUUCAGGAGAGGAGAGAGUAGUGUUUUCUUUAGCGUUAUUUACUGGACGGCGAUGGGUACAGACCGAAAGUGGCCGAAUUUCUGGGUUGCGGGAUAUCGCCAAUUUGACAGUUGAGGAUCUGGAAGAUUUCUUCUACCGACAGGAAGGUUUUAGCGUUUUGAACCAGGAUGUUGAUUGGGUAGUAUAUAUCAGCGAGGUUGUAGAGGUUGCCAACGAUGAAGGGACACCUCUCAGCCUGCAGUGGUACUUCCCUAGACUCGAAACCAACGCCACGUUGAACUUUCCAUCGGCAGACCUGGCCCGCCCAGUUGAGACAGUUUUUGUCUGUGUCUAUUGUAAUGCUUUGACCAAUCCAUGCUUUCAUGAAGGUAUCUGCAACGACGAAACUGGUUUUUGUAAUUGUGCCCAUGGGGCAGCAGGCCCAUUGUGUCAAGAACGGCCUCUGGGGGACGGACGAUGCAACGAUUACUUCAACAACAACGAAAACGACUACGAUGGUGGAGACUGCUGUGGUGGAACGUGCGAUUCGUGUGUUGGCCAUCAUAUGCUGACUCCAUUUGGCAUUGAUUUCCAGAACAACGCGACGAGACUGCAAGGUACAGACCCUUUGGGAUACGAGAAUUGUGCCGACCCUAGCUUCGCAACAUUCACCCUCGACGUGAGGCCACACCGUUCGUUCGACGCCGAAACCAAUCAGUCAGUUUUUGAGUUCCCUUCAAUCAAUGUGGAGUGUGACGACUUUGUGUAUAUGCAGAGUCCAACAUUCAAAUAUGCAGAAGACGGGGACGUCGCUCAAAACUUUGCCGAAAGGAUCAGGAUUCCCCAUGGCGUCGCAUGCACUCUGCGAUUUUCGUCACUCCAACGCGGUACCAGUGUUUUUUUGACGUUCGACGAGCAGGAUCAACCUUUUCGAACGGCAGUUGUGCCGGAGCUACCAGUACAUUGGGACGUUCCAAAGUCACAGUGUGUCCUUGAUCUUUUUGCUACGCAGUCAUCAAAUUUUGUCGCGCUGGAUGAUCUGACAUUUGUUGGUAAUGACGCACUCUCAGACAACAUGUGUCGACGUCUCCAGCAAGAUAACACAAAUGUAGAUGCACGCAACAAACUGUUUGAAAGAUAUGCCGUGGGCAUUAUGUUGAGUGCAUUCAUUGAUACCGAGGCCGGGGACGUGUCCAUCCCAAUUGAUUGGGAUCAUUGUAAUGGUUGGACUUCCGAUACCUUUACUGUUGAAUGUGAUGAAAGUGGAAGAGAGGUGUUGGGCCUAUCGAUUUCAGCUACCAGAGUUCCGUCAAGCGAAAUCAAGCUGCUCGACAACCUGAAACAUCUAUCCAAUCUAGAGUCAUUCUCCUUGGACAACUCUGGUGGAUUGAAUGAAAUGAUUCUCCAGGAACCACCUUCGGGAAUCUGGAGCCUUUCCAAACUAAAAUCCCUGAAAUUGCAUGGGAUUGGAAUGGUGAAGGUACCUGAGUCCAUCGGAGAGUUGGGGGCUCUCCAGCACCUCGACCUCCGCAACAACAGCCUGGAAUCACUUCCUGGCGAAGUUGGAAAUUUGUAUGCGUUGCAACAUCUGGUCCUUGAUUCAAAUCGUAUUGCUUCACUCCCUACUACGAUUGGCCUGAACUUGACGAGUUUGGUUUCCUUUUCCAUGAGGUCGAACGGCCUUGUGGGAAUCCCGUCCUCAAUCGGAAUGAUGUCAAUGCUGCGCUCUCUUCACUUGGAAUACAAUGCACUCACGAGCCUUCCAUCCGAAAUUUCCAAUUUGGGAUCACUGACCAAUCUUGAUUUGUUUUCCAAUGCACUUACCCACUUGCCUUCUGAGUUUGGAGAAAAUCUCGGCUCUUUGGAAAGCCUGAACAUGCAUUCGAACAAGCUUGCUUCGUUGCCGGACUCCAUUGGAAACAUGGCACAGUUGUCAGUCUUGAGGCUUAGUGACAACAUCCUUUCGAUGAUUUCAACCUCAGUGGGAAAUCUUCGAUCGCUCACCCAUGUCAGUUUGGACUCAAAUCUUCUCACGGAGCUCCCAAGUGAGGUGGGAAAUCUUGAAUCAUUGGUCUACCUAAAUGUCUCUGAAAAUGCCCUGUCGUAUAAGGAGGUUGCUGUCAUUGAGAACACAACGGUUGUUGUCAACAGUACAAUUGGCAACUACACUGAUGGCAACUUCAGUAUGGGUGACCUCACAGCUGGCAAUACUACGGGCCCACAGGACUUGAACUUAACCACCUUUGUGGUGAAAAACUAUACCGUUGUGGUCUCAUCGCUCCCGUCUGAAAUUGGCAGUCUAUCUUCGAUGCUCACACUAGACUUGAGUUUGAACGAUCUCGUGCUGCUACCAACUGAGAUCGGGAGUCUGGGAGCGUUGGAGCUUCUAGAUGUCUCUUCGAAUAUGAUUACAGAUGUGCCAAGCGAGGUGGGGAAUCUACAAUCAUUAAUUUACUUGAAUCUCGCCGUAAAUGCACUGUCAUCGCGAGAGUAUGAAGUCGUCCGGAACGACACAGUUGGCAGUUUCACCAUGGACAAUAGCAAUAGUGCUCAAGAUGGGUUUGCAAUGAACACAACAUCAGCCAAUGCGACAUAUAUGGUGGUAGAGUCGUCUAUCCCAUCAGAGCUCGGAAGACUCACGUCAGUGGUCACAUUAGACUUGAGUUUUAACAAUCUUGCGGUUCUGCCAUCAGAGCUUGGAAUGCUUGGUUCGUUGGAAUUUCUUGAUCUCUCUUCAAAUGUGCUUUCAGACUUGCCAACCGAGCUCGUGAAUCUUCAUUCACUGGAGUACUUGGACCUUGCAGCAAAUGCACUGUCAUCUCGUGAAAUGGUUGUUGUCCAAAAUCUGACAGCUGGUAAUCCCGUAGAUGUUAUCGCUACCAACGAUCUGAUGUUUGAAACGAACGCAACAACUUGGAACUACACAGUUGUGGUUUCGUCGGUUCCAAGGCUCAGUCCUUCCUUGAGAAUUCUAGAUUUGAGUUUGAAUCAAUUUGCGGUUCUACCUACUGAAAUCGGAAGUCUCGUUGAGUUGGAGUCGCUUUUUGUAAGCAACAACCAGUUGACAAAACUUCCUAGCGAAGUGGGUUUGCUCAAGUCUUUAGACCAGUUGAAUCUCCGGAACAACACCUUGGCAUCACUCCCCGCGGAAGUUGGCAAUCUGGAGAACCUUUCUUUCUUAGACGUCAGUCUGAACGUUCUCUCGAAGCUUCCAGAGGAGAUGGGGAACCUUGUAGAAUUGAUACAUCUCAAUGUGUCCUACAAUGAGAUGGUGGUGAUGUGGUUACCCAAAAACAUUGAAAUAUCCAAUGUGGUUGCAAACUUGGAAACUUGUUCAAGCGAUUAUGCUUUGGCCACAUCUUCUUGCGAGUUCUUCUGCUGCAGAAUGGAAGCCGCAUUUUGUGAGCAGGAAUGUUAA
Molecule: messenger RNA, 4944 nt
Organism: Cylindrotheca closterium
Lineage: Eukaryota; Bacillariophyta; Bacillariophyceae; Bacillariales; Bacillariaceae
Source: the annotation of a GenBank genome assembly